Molecule: messenger RNA, 1974 nt
Organism: Sciurus carolinensis (gray squirrel)
Lineage: Eukaryota; Metazoa; Chordata; Mammalia; Rodentia; Sciuridae
Gene: Vma22
Product: coiled-coil domain containing 115
Exons: 5
Coding region: 46-588 (180 amino acids)
Biological process (GO): vacuolar proton-transporting V-type ATPase complex assembly
Cellular component (GO): extrinsic component of endoplasmic reticulum membrane
Source: RefSeq, a predicted model, not a curated record
CGGGUGGGGACCGCUGACCAGUUGAGAGCCGCCGGUGGCUGGCCCAUGGCGGCGCCCGAUCUGCGGGCGGAGUUGGACUCGCUGCUCCUGCAGCUGCUCAGAGACCUGGAGGAGCUGGAAGUGAAGCGGGGGGCGCUAAAUGCUCGAGUGGAGGAGGGCUGGCUCUCGCUCGCAAAGGCUCGCUAUGCAAUGGGCGCCAAGUCGGUAGGGCCCUUACAGUAUGCCUCUCGCAUGGAACCCCAGGUCUGUGUGUGUGCCAGUGAGACCCAGAACGGACUCCAGACAUUCAGGGUGGUGAGAGCUGACGCUCAGACUCCAGAAGAGGUGGGGCCCCGCGAGUCAGCUUUGCGCAGGCGCAAAGGCCCUACCAAAACUCCAGAGCCAGAGCCCUCUGCAGCCCCACAAGACCCCUUGAACUGGUUUGGAAUCCUGGUUCCUCACAGUCUGCGGCAGGCCCAAACCAGCUUCCGGGAAGGCCUACAGCUAGCUGCAGAUAUAGCCAGCCUCCAGACCCGUAUUGACUGGGGUCGAAGCCAACUCCGGGAGAUCCAGGAGAAACUCAAGCAGCUGGAACCUGGGGCUGCCUGACCUGUGUUCACAGAGGCAGGCACUCAGUGCAGCUGUUCAUGGAUGUGGCUGUCUUUUCUCAGGCAUUCUUCCUUCAUAAAUAGCUCCUGCUCCAACCUCCACUCCAGCUUAUGUCCCUCCUUAAAAUGUCAUUGGUCUUCAUGUUUUUGACUUUGUUAGGUGUGAAGUUCAAAGUUUUUAAUCCUACGUUCACAAUAUGAGAUGUAAAUAUUUCUUCCCAAACUUAGUAAUAUUGAAAGUUGCCUUCUUUGGAACCACUUUUAGGCCCAUGUUCUCAUAGGACAACCCUCCCCAUCCCCCAACAUUGCCCCAAGAGCAGGUAUAUGGCUGUUCAUGUUAGUGAACAGUUGAACAACCUCAUAGAUUAGCCAACUGUAGUGUCAUUCCUGGAUGAUGAAACACUGCACAAACAGUGGCAGGGAAGGAUAAGAGGUAGUGCUUCAGGGUCACCAGAUCCAACUGACUUGGAUAGAAGAAAAGAUGACCAACAUACCAGGACAAUGUGAUUCGAGUUAAUAAAAAUACAAACACCUACUUGGGUGUGAUGUGUGCCCACCUGUUGUCCUAACUACUUGGGAGGUUGAGGCAGGAGGAUCACUUGAGGCCUUGAGUUUGAGACCAGCCUGGCAACAUAACAAGAUUCUGUCUCAAAGACAAAAUAAACAUGAGUAGAUGGGUAGCCCUUAGCAGGGUCUCAACCAGGAAGUGAAAAAGGUUUGGCCUAGAUUUUCAAGGGAUGUUUAGGAAGAGACUGUCUAUGUUUCAAAAACCUGCCUUUAUCUUCAGGAGUGAGGCAAAGACUUUCUUCAUUUGUUGAAGGGCCAGUUGUGUUUCCUGUUCUGGGAACUCUGUUUCACUUUUCUUCCAGGUGGUUUAUCUUUUUAGCAUUAUCUAGGGGUUCUUUCUGUUGUUGUCUUUUUGUUUGUUUGCCAGGGGUGGGGGAUAGUGGUAUGUAAUCCUUUGUUCAUAAUGUGAGAUGUAAAUAUUCUUUCCCAGUUUGUCUUUUAACUUUGUGGUGUUUUUUUUUUUUUUUUCAGUUUUUUUAUUUGUAAAAUAAAACUACAUCAAUUGUAUGGAAUAAUAAUGAAAGAUUGACGUGAGAACCUUAUUCAAGCUCUUAUGUUUCUUUUAUCAAUUUUAAAGUAGAAUUGAAUGUAUCAGCUAGCUAUUAGGAUUUGGGGAUUUGGGUUUGUAAUUAAUGUGACAAUAGGGAAAAUAUCUGGUGUUUUCAUAAACUUGUGGGUUCACUGGGGUUUGAAGUAAAUCCUGUGCCCAACUUUUCCGUGUGCAUACAGUGUUAAUCAAUCCACCCUACUCCUAAUUUGAGAUACCACCUUUUCUUUUGCAUGUGACUAGUGUAAAUAGGAAUUUUAAUUUUGGAGCUGC